AUGAAUAAAAGAAUACCCGAGCCAGAAGAUAUAGCAUUGACUUCCAGUGAAUUUCUUGAGAGGCUUAGAGGAGAAUAUAAGAGAGAAGUAAGAAGAGAACACAACAAGGUUGUUUUUUACAAAGAGCCUCAGAAGUAUAGAAAAAUGGGACUUAAUGAGUAUCUAGAAAAAGAUAAAGAAUCCCAAGAAGAAAUGGUUAUUCCCAGGAUGAAUGAAGGCGAGCUGGAGAUGUUGGCUCGCGAGGCAAAUGUCUCUAUAAGCAUGGACAAGUUCAAUAGGGAUCCAGGAAUAAUGAUCCUCUUGGUCAGAGGAACGACCACAGGCAUUGAGUCCUUCAGGGAAAAAAUGGAAUACAUACACAACAAGCUUUCUGGAAGUAUCCAGACCGAUAAAGAAGUCAAGGUUUUGGAUGUCCCCCCUGAGGCGGAGGAUCUUGUGAUAGGAAGGAACGGAACGAACAUAUACAGACUUCAAAAGGACUUUAAGAUUAUUAUAAGAGUAAUAGAUGGAAGCCGUGGUGGAUCAAAGGCGCUUGCCAUUUCUGGAGGCGAUAAAGAUCAAGUUCAAAAGGCAUGCAGUCACAUCACAGAUAUAAUUUAUAGAGGCAUCAAUUAA
Molecule: messenger RNA, 615 nt
Organism: Encephalitozoon hellem ATCC 50504
Lineage: Eukaryota; Fungi; Microsporidia; Unikaryonidae
Exons: 1
Coding region: 1-615 (204 amino acids)
Molecular function (GO): RNA binding
Source: RefSeq, a predicted model, not a curated record